AAUCCUGGCAGCAAGAGGCUCGUUACGGGAAGCCCCUCCUUUUCCGUCUGGCCCGCCCGCUGCCGUUGACGUCACCGCCCUGCCUACCAAUGGCGGCGCGAGUGAGGCGCUCGAGCAAGCGGAGUGAGCCAUUAGUCAAGGAGAUGAAUGCGUCGGCCAAGCGUACCAGAGCUUACGGGGUGCGGGGGAGGGGAGAUCGCUGCUGCAACCGUGGUUCUGAGGGACUGGCAGGGAGGACGAUGGUCUGAGGCCUGCCUGCGAGCAUUGUGGAAGUAGCGCGUGAGGAGUAACUUGGUUCAAGAUGUUUUCAAAAUGGAGUUGGUCACUGCAAACCGUGUGUAUUCUCUUGAACAUUUACAUCUUCAGAGUUUCAGGUGGUACUGUAGCACAGUGUGGCUAUAUAAUUCCAGAGUCACCAGUAGUGUCCAUUGGCUCCAGUUUUACAGCAUUCUGCAUUCUCAAUGAGUAUUGUCCAUCUUAUGGCAACAUUAAUGCUCAUCAGGUUAUCUGGAAAAUUCAAACAGAGCUUGUCCCUAAAGAACAAUGUAGUGUAAUAAACCAAACAGUUUCAAGUGUAACAUUUAACGAUACCUCUACAUUGGAUUCUCCUCUGACGUGUAACAUCUUAGUAGAAGGACACUUUGAGCAGAACAUCUAUGGAAUUCACAUUCAGUUGGGACUUCCUCCAGAGAAGCCUGAGAAUUUGAGUUGCAUUGUGAUUCAAACACAAAAGAAACAUUUUAUUCAAACAUGUACGUGGGAACCUGGAAGGGAUUCAUUUCUGAACACCAAUUAUUCUUUAAAAUCUCGAUGGCCACAAACUGUGUUCCCUGACUGCAUACCCAAGGACACUAAUAAUUCUUGUACCACUUUGGAACCUAUCUUUUUUGUCAGCCUGGAAGUGUGGGUGGAAGCCAAGAAUGACCUUGGGGUAGCCGAAUCUGACCACAUUGUGUUUGAUCCUGCAGCAUAUGUAAAACCUCUGCCUCCACACAAUCUGUCCCUCAACUCAGGAAAAUUUCCCAGAGCCCUGAAGCUGUCAUGGGAAAACCAAUUUAAUGAACCACCAUUGGAGCUGAAAUUUGAAAUUCGAUACAAGAUAAUUGGCAGUAUAGGCUGGAUCAAGGUUCCUCCUGAAGACACAGCAUCACAAAGAGCUUCCUUCACUAUUCAGGAACUCAGGCCAUAUACAAAGUAUAUGUUUCAAGCACGUUGUGCACUUCAUUGGGAAAAUUAUUGGAGUGACUGGAGUAAAGAAGCAGUUGGGUUCACAAGUGAAGACAAACCAUCUAAAGCACCAGAUCUGUGGAGGAAGAUUAAUGUUGCUCGCUCGCCAGAAACCUGGACUCUGGUGCUGACAUGGAAGGAGUUGGAUCCUUCUGAAGCCAAUGGAAUUAUUUUGAAAUAUAAUGUAUCUAUUUUGGGAAAGCCACCACUUUCUUUUCGACAGGAAUUCUACAAUUUGAAUACCACCCAGCUGACUCUAAAUGUACAAAAUGGGACAUAUGAAGCAAAAGUUACGGCAUCAAACCAGGCGGGUGACUCUCCUACAUCAUUUUUGCUUAUUCCAGCAACUAACUCAAAAGCUCCUGUGAAAAACAUUACAGCAUUUCCUAAAUAUGGCAAGCUGUGGGUAGAGUGGACAGCUCCUAAAGAUGUCAAUAAAUACAUAAUUGAAUGGUAUGAACAGUGUGCCAAUUUGACCUGUGCUACUGAAUGGCAACUGGAAUCUGGAAUGAAAAAUGGCACAUUUUUAAGAGGAGACAUAAAGCCACGAAAAUGUUAUACAAUAAGUGUGUAUCCAUUGUAUUCUAAUGGUCAAGGAGAAGAAGGAUCAGUACAAGCAUACCUUCAAGAAGAUGUGCCCGCUAAAGGCCCCACUGUUCGAACAACUAAAGUUGGGAAAAAUGAAGCACUUUUAGAAUGGAAACCUCUUUCAGUAGAAGAGCAGCAUGGAUUUAUUAAAUACUACAAUAUUACUUAUGGAACAACACCUGGAAAUAAAACAGCUGUGAUUGUGGAACCUUCCAAGACGGAGUACCCACUGUCAUCCUUAUCAAGUGACACUUUAUAUACGGUGCAGGUGGCAGCAUACACAAAAAAUGGAGGAAAAAAGGGUCCUACUUUUACAUUUACUACAAAGAAAUUUGCGGAAGGAGAAAUUGAAGCAAUUGUUGUCCCUGUAUGUCUCGCAUUCUUGCUAUGUACUCUUUUAGGUGUAUUAGUUUGCUUCAACAAACGAGAUGUCAUCAAGAAGCACAUCUGGCCUAAUGUGCCUGAUCCUUCUAAGAGUGUUAUUGCUCAGUGGUCACCACAGACUCCAUCCAAGCAUUUUAAAUCCAAAGAGCAGAUCUAUCCAGACGGCAGCUAUACUGAUGUCAGUGUGGUAGAAAUUGAAGCUGAUGACAAGAAGUCUUUUUCUGAACAGGACCUUAAGCCUUUUGACUUGCUUAAAAAGGAAAAAAAUGCCUCAGAAGGACACAGCAGUGGUAUAGGGGGAUCAUCCUGCAUGUCAUCUCCUCGACAAAGUGUUUCUGAUAGUGAUGAAGGUGAACCUGCUCAGAACACUUCCAGCACAGUGCAGUAUUCAACCGUUGUACCCAAUGGCUACCGGGACCAGACACCUCCAGUGCAAGUCUUUUCCAGGUCAGAGUCUACCCAACCUCUGCUAGACUUGGAGGAGAGGCCAGAAGACCAUCUAGUGCUGGGAAGUGACAACUCAACACCAGGACAUUGCUAUUUCAAACAGAAUUGUAAUCAGGAUGACACAAUCAUGGAUGAGUCUCAUUUGGAAAGGGUAAAACAGAUUUCUCCAAUAAGUGAGGAAGAUACUGCUGGAUUUCAGACUUCUCAAAUGUAUGGCUCUCGCCCUGAGAGAGAUGAACAUGAUGUCAUAGCAGGCACCUUCCACCCAAGCCUUGAGGGACUAGCUUCUCAGUUUGAAACUAUGAGAGCAAAUGCAGUGACGGAUGAUGAGAUACCAAAGUGUUAUUUACCACAGACGGUGAACCAGGGUGGUUAUAUGCCCCAGUGAAAAAGAGAGACCGCCUCCUGAUAGGUUUCCAGUUGAUAAUGUUACUUUGUUCUUAUAUGUUAAACUGUUUUAAAUCUUGCAUCUGCUGAACAAUUCAGGUUCAUUUAUAGAGGAGACUGUGGACAGUGGGUUUAGGGACUUUGACCAGAUGUUUGAUUGGAAGUUUCCAGCUAUUCUUACUGAAAUAAUCCUUCAAGCACUACAUCUCAUUCAACUUUUCAGACAAAUUUGUUGCCUUUCAGUCCUGAAGCACCCUGCUGCAUUUUAAUGUAGAAUGGAAGACACACCUCAUUUUGUCAGUGGUGAAGGCAUAGAAAUGGAGACUGACUGUAAAUACCUCCUUACAAUUAGAUCAUGAAGAGAUGAAGAGUACUACAUUAUGAAUAUGUUCUUUUCAUUAGGCUAGUUGCCAACUUUUUAAAAGUAAAAGUACCUUAUUUUAUCUUGACUGAUUGUUUUAAAUUAAUCUAGAGACCAAAACAGUGGUCCAUCCAUGGCCAAACUUAGUGGUUUAUAACAGAAUCAAAAUAUUAAAUGGGGGUCUAAUAUCCCCAGAUUAACUAACUAGAAAGACUCCGUUUAUUUUGGGAUGUACCACAUUCCAGUGUGGCCUCCUUGCCAGUCGAGAACUACAAACCAAUGGAGUGAAAUAUUUUUUCAUUUAUAUGAAUCAUGACUGUCAAAAUGCUAAUACUACCUUGAAUGCCAGUAUUUCAUGCCUAUCUUGCAAUUUGAGCCAAAUCUACUGACAUUUGGACGUAUUUGGAACUCAACCCUGUACAGAUAAAUAUCAAUCAGAAAAAAAUAUGUGCAUUUAUUUUUUGCAUUUUACCAGGAUAGGCUUAUGAAGUAAAUAUAUUUAGUAUUAGAUAAUGAAGUUAUAUGGCAAAUGCAUUUUUAAGGGGGAAAGUCCACUGCUCUUUGUGACUGCCAACACCAGGUUCUAGUAUUAUCUGCUGCCACUGGUUGAUGUUAUGAAUGCUUAGAGCAGUACAAUUAACUGCAGAGUCAUUGAGGACCCUAGAAGACCUCCUGAAGAACUGCAAUAUCGGCACUCUGCAUGGAGAAUUUUCUCUUCCAUCAUUGGAGAAAUCUGAAAACAUUUAUUGAAAAUCCUAUUUGUAUUUACUAUAAAAUCAUUAAGUUGGGACUGAUUCUGACGCAAUCCAGAAACACUACCAUUUUAGUAGGAAAUAAAAGUUAAUAUGAUUCUUCCUCAACAGUUUAACAAUGUGUAAGUGGUUAUAUUUUGAAAUUUUAGUGGCUAGAGAUUAUAUUUUCUUCCCAAGCUGUUGCACUGUAAUUGGUGGCUAUGUUGAAGAUUGGCCAGUCAAUCAAACUGCCAGCUCAAAGAAAGGUAGCUGUAAAUCACUUUUGAAUGUUUUCAGAGGGCUUCAUCUAAAAAGAAAAUACUCUGGUUGGUUCAUAGGCUAUAAUAAUGAUAAUUUGUGCCAUAACCUCCUUAGAAUUCUUGUUUAUGUUGAGAUAGGCAUACUCUUUACCUGCUUGUACCUCAGGGCUCCUUAAUGUAACUUACAUGUAAUUAUACUUUCAUCCAGUGCUUUAAAAAUGCAAUGAAUGCUAGCCUUUUUAUUUAAACCAUAGUAUAUUGCUAUUUGGCUAUUCUUCAGAAACAAAUCUUCAAGUUUGCCUUUUUUUCAAGUCUUGAACCUUUAUUCAAAGUUAAGAUGGUGAAUAGUAUUCUGUGUCCUUAACUAAGGCUUGCACUCAGGUCCUGCUUGCGGGCUUCCCCCGGGCACCUGGUUGGCCACUGUGAGAACAGGAUGCUGGACUAGAUGGGCCACUGGCCUGAUCCAGCAGUCUCUUCUUACGUUCUUAAGGCUGCAAUCCUAACCCCACUUACCUGGGAGUAAGCCCCAUUGAAUUCAAUAGGACUUGCAUCUGAGUACACAUGGUUAGGAUUGAGCUAUCAGAGCUUGUCCUAGUAAAAUAAAUGGAAACUUCUCCGUGACAAAAACGGUGAAGUGUGACCAUAAUGCACAGUGGAAGGCUGUCUCCUGUGAAAAUUCAUCUCGGUAGAAUAUAACACCUUGUCUCUUCUUCACUUUUUCUGAGACUUCUUUCCAUAGUGGAAUGCCUCAAGUCUUAACUGUGUGAAACCUGGUAUCACAAGUGUCAGAAUCCCAUUUUCAUGCCUGUACUGUCAGUCUUCUACAGUUUAAUUCUCGUGAUACUGUCCAAGUCAUUUAUACAGAGCAUUUAUCAGGGCUAUUCUACAAUCAUCUUAAUUCAUAACAAAUUAUUUUAACACACAUUAUUAGUUUCCUGCUAAUCACUCUCCAAAAUUAAAAAAAAAUCUUAAGAAAGUGAUGGUUGUGAUGUAAUGGAGAUGCUUGUGCAACUUUUUAUUGAACAUUUUCACAAAUUUAUCCCAGGGUAUGGUAUGAAAGUAUGUGGAGCCAUCACGUUGCUAAAGCUAAGCAGAUCUGGAUCUGAUCAGCACCUGAAAGGGGGGGCUGCCUAGGAGCUACAUGUGCACUGCCUUGGGUUCCAUGAUGGCAGAAAGGCAGGCUAUAAAUUUAAGAAAGUAAAUUAAUUUUGACUUAUAUGCAGAAUAUAUUUAUCUUCCCCUUGUUCCAAUUUACAUGUUGAUGUUAUUUCAUUCUUCAUCAUUCUAAAUACAUAUUCUCUCUUGAAGAAUUGUUAUAUAUUACACAGAGUAUUGACAUUUGUUCAUGACAAAUGACAUUUAUAUGGGGGCAAGGUAGAGGCUGUCUUGAUCAACUCAGAAUCCUGUUCAUGACUACUUAGACAUUCCAUGGUGUUCAAUGGAGCUUGCUCCCAAGUGAAUACUGAAUUCUAACUUUAAGUUUGCAAUCCUGUUCCUUGUCCCAUUGACAUCAGUGGGACUUUACUUCUGAAAUUUUGCCACUGUACAGAGGAAAGAUGUCCAUUUACAGGCACAGUUUAAAUCCAAACUGCACCUACAAAUGGACACUUAAUUAUGAUGCCAAGUGACCACAUCCAUGUCAAGAGUACUGUGAGUGAGUUGCAAGCCAAGCAAUUUGGAAACCGCAGCCACAAAUGGGUUAGAAAUCACAGGCUAAUCCUAAACAAGGAUGAAUUGCAUUUGUGGCUCCAGAAUGAAAAUGUUCAAGUGGUUGGCUUUCACUAAAUACUGUUCUGAUCUCAAAAUAAUGAUCUAGUGACCCUGUCUUUGCAUUCCAGCUCCUCUAUGUCAAAUGCAGUUAAGGAAAAACAAGUCCUAGAUCUAGACUACACUGCCCAGUUGCCCUGUUGUUAAGCUAAGGUUCAAAAGCGUUGCUGCAUUUGUCCAUGAGUUUUAUUAAUGUGGUCUGUGGCAUAUCUGCCUUAAAUAUUUUUACUGAAUUUUAAUUGUAUUUCACUGGUUUUAUUUCUUAAUGCUAUUACAACUUGCAUUCCAUAGAAUUCAAACUGUAAUAUAAUAAAAUACAAAUCAUACAGGAUCUAGCACAGAGCAUUACUGUUGCUACAACAGGCAGAAAAAGCAAGACAUUUGCCUAUUUUCAAAGAGUCUAUGGGGAGGGAAUAGUUUGGGAACCACUGCAUUACUGGGAUGUUUAUGUUCCCAGGAAUUGUUGAAUUUAUGGAAUGAUGGCAUGUACAGCAAUAUAGAUGAAGAAUAUGAACAAAAGAGCCUGCUGGAUCCAGCCAGUGGCCCAUCUAGUCCAGCAUUCUGUUCUCACAGUGGCCAGCUCGAUGCCUCUGGGAAGCCCACAAGGAGGACCUGAGCGCAACAGUACUCUCCGCCUCUCCUGUGGUUUUGAGCCACUUGUAUUCAGUAGCAUACCGCCUCAGUGCAGGUAGAGCAUACCAUCAGGGUUAGUAGCCUAAAAGCAGUCAGUUUUGUGAUAUUAGAGAAUCCUUUCGUUUGGGAAAACUCCAAACUUGAAAACAUUAGGAUUUUUGGUAGAAAAAAUUUUUAUAAAGAGGCUGCUAUUCCAUGUCUGCUUGGAUAUGAGGUAUGAUAGCUACAUGCAGAGGUAUUUGCCGAUACUGAAAUAAAUUUGAGAAAGCUUCUAGCAAUAACCCUUGCUAUUAAGCUGCUGGGUCUUUCUCAAUUUAACCUGGAUGCCCAAACAAGACUUUGAAGACUUUCCUUAAGCUUAGGUUAUGCAUGCCGCCUUACUGCUCAAUACACAGUUCUAACCUUGAAACAGAAAGACUGAGAUUUUGCUUGGUUUGGCCGCAUCGAAGCUAAUUUAUGACAACAAAAAUGUCUCCUAGUGUUGCUUGCCUUCCUCAGCUAUGUCACAUAUCAAAUUGCCUGCAUCCAGCUACAUAACAGGCAAUGUAAGGUAAAAGCUUACCUACAUGUUAUACAUGUAUCCUUGUGGUUUAUCUCUUCACAUGCUUCCUCCUGUGACCUGCUUACUCUGUAUUGAGAAAGCAGCACUUGAUGACACUGACCUGAAACACUGCUUUCAACUGAAAAACACAAAACCAAAAAAAUAGAAAGCCUUUGUUUUUAAACCAGAAUUUUUAUGAAGGAAACCAAAGUCAAAAUUUGAGGGUUUUUUUUUGCCAGCCCUUUGUGUGAGGGGGAAUUGUGUAAUAAAAUUCUACAUGCAUGCAAUGUUGUACAUUUUAGAUUUCAAACUAAUAGUUAUUGUUGGUCUGAGUAUGACUUAUGUUAACUAACCGUUGGAUAAUUUAUAAUGCAUGGAUUUAAACAAUAUGCAAUCUGAUCCUAUGCAUGUGUAGUCAGCAUAGCAAUAAGUCUGAGUUCAGUGGGACUUGCACAUGGAUGUGCAUAGGAUUGGAGUCAGUGAGGUUAAAUUUAAAUUCAAUGACAUCUCUGCAACCUCCAGGCACAGAUGUGCUGAAGCAAUGCAUCCCUAUACACUGAGUGAUAUUUAUACAUAGGCUAUGCGAAUUGUAGGUACAAUGUGGGUUCAGUAACAGAUCACAUGAUACAUGCAUGCUGUUCUCUGUAAUAUGUAAUACGCCCAUUGUCUCCUUCCCACCGAUAUUGCUUCAUACUGUUUGUUGACUAAAGUGAUGGAUCAACAAAAUGCAUCAACAAAAUGUUUGGAGACGUACAACGCUGUGAAAAAGUAUUUGCCCCGUUUGUUCACUCAGCUUCCCUUUUCUCUAAUAUUAGGUUUUGGUUCAAGAUCUGAUAACAUUCAGGGCCAAAAAUAUGCAACAAUGCAGAAAAUCAAACAGGGCAAAUACUUUUCAUGGCAUUGUACGUGGCUGGAGCAUUAGCUAGAGAACAAUGUCUGAGUCUGCAAACAAAAAAGUAAAACAUCUGUGAAAUUUUGAUGAGUGUCUUGUAACUUGCUGCUUUUUAUAGAUACUGUUACAGGAUUGGGAUGGAUGGUGUCUUUAAGACCCCUUUCAAGCCUCUGAGUUUGAAUCUGUAUAGAUGGAGAGCAACCUGCUGAACUAGUCACACUAAUUCCUUUCUUAAUCAUUCUGGUCUCUGCGUGGUGGGCUGAUCUGCAUAUCAAAAAAUGUGGCCCAGAGUAGUCCUGUUAUGUGAACUCUUUCAGGAGAGAGGGCCUCCUCCCGGCUAACUUGACUGGAAAAUAGAAGUUCAUAAACACUACAUUUGAACGUUGGCUCAGAGUAAUGCAUUUUAUAUUUGCACAGUGCUUAAGCUUGUAGCAGGGCUUGCCUAUGCUGCAGCUUGCUGCAACCAUUUUCAGUCUUUUACAUUCCUAAUUAAGAAUACUUGCACUGUCUUUGAGUAGCCACAGCUGCCAAACUGGAACCCUUGACAAGGUUUCUCUAGUUUCUCUUGAUGUGAUCUUUUGUGUCAGCCAAGACCCAAGAGGAAAGAUCAAAGAUGAGGCAGAGCUUUGGCGUUACAACCAUUCAACUUCAAUAUGCCACAUUUUAGUGAGGAUUUCUUUCCACUUAAAAAAAAAAAAGGAAGCUAUGCAAACAUAACUUUCAAGUGUGCCUGGAAUAAUUUGCAGAAGUUCUUGGACAGCUGCUUCUGGUCACUGACAGUCAAUUCAGCUCCAGCUAAGCACGGCCUUGUAGUAUAGACAAGCCCUUGGCUUUUCUUUAUAUAAAAACAUGAUACCCAUCCUCAUCUCUGUAUAAGUGCAUAUUUGUUGUCCUAGAAGUGUUGUGAAAGCUAUUAAGUUAGUGUUUGUAUUUUUGUAGCCUUCAAUGUCUUUCUCUGGAUCACCAUGUAUGUACAUGUAUGUUGUUUUUCUAUCUAAAUAAGAUUAUAAAAAAUAAAAAGUAUCUUUUUGUUUCUCA
Rhineura floridana is the source of this 9256-nucleotide messenger RNA. It is a transcript of the gene IL6ST, whose product is annotated as interleukin 6 cytokine family signal transducer. The transcript is spliced from 16 exons. The record is from RefSeq and is a predicted model, not a curated record. Gene Ontology annotation, cellular component: external side of plasma membrane; signaling receptor complex; membrane. Bases 302 to 3034 code for a protein of 910 amino acids. Gene Ontology annotation, molecular function: cytokine binding; cytokine receptor activity. Gene Ontology annotation, biological process: cytokine-mediated signaling pathway. Lineage: Eukaryota; Metazoa; Chordata; Lepidosauria; Squamata; Rhineuridae.